CUUUCCGGUUGAUCCACAGUCUGCAAAAUGGCGACUUCCCUAGGCUCCAACACUUACAACAGACAGAACUGGGAAGACGCGGAUUUUCCGAUUUUGUGUCAGACAUGUUUAGGAGAAAAUCCUUACAUUCGUAUGACCAAGGAAAAAUAUGGGAAAGAAUGCAAGAUCUGUGCUCGGCCCUUUACCGUGUUCCGAUGGUGUCCAGGAACACGUAUGCGUUUCAAGAAGACAGAAGUCUGUCAGACCUGCAGUAAAAUGAAAAAUGUUUGUCAGACAUGUCUGCUGGACCUGGAGUAUGGUUUGCCUAUCCAAGUCCGAGACACUGGACUCUCCGUUAAAGAUGAGGUUCCUCGGUCAGAUGUGAAUAAAGAGUACUACACACAGAACAUGGAGAGAGAGAUAGCCAAUUCUGAUGGCACUCGGCCAGUGGGCCAGCUUGGUAAGGCUCCAAGUUCUAGUGAUAUGUUGCUGAAGUUGGCUCGGACCACUCCAUAUUACAAGAGGAACCGGCCACACAUCUGCUCCUUCUGGGUGAAGGGAGAGUGUAAGAGAGGGGAGGAAUGUCCCUACAGGCACGAGAAGCCCACAGAUCCUGAUGACCCUCUAGCAGACCAAAACAUAAAGGAUCGUUACUAUGGCAUCAAUGACCCAGUGGCUGACAAGUUGCUAAAGCGGGCUUCAACUAUGCCCCGACUGGACCCACCAGAGGACAAAUCCAUCACCACUCUCUACAUCGGGGGGUUGGGAGACACUGUUACAGAUGGAGACCUCAAGAGUCACUUCUACCAGUUUGGUGAAAUCCGAACCAUUACCAUAGUCCAAAGGCAGCAGUGCGCUUUCAUCCAGUUUGCCACGCGGCAGUCGGCUGAAACGGCUGCUGAAAAGUCAUUCAACAAACUCAUUAUUAACGGACGAAGACUCACCGUCAAGUGGGGAAGGUCCCAGGCAGCAAGAGGAAAGGAGGGAAUCAAAGAUGGUGUCAGUGAGAUGGGUACCAGACUUGAUCCUGUGCCUGGACUGCCUGGAGCUCUGCCCCCACCGCCAGCUCUAGAUGAAGAGCCUCCUGCCAACUACUUCAACCUUGACCCCAGCUCCUCUCCUGCUGUCAUGAACAUUGCAUUACCCCCACCUCCAGGCAUCAAUCCACCUCCUCCAGGCUUUGGCCCUCCAAUGUUUCACCACAUGGGUCCCAUGGCCCCGCCUAUGCCCCCUCCAAUGAGCAUGAGACCUCCAGGUCAAAUCCACUACCCCUCUCAGGAUCCUCAGCGCAUGGGUGCCCAUGCUGCACACGGAGCACGUCAUGGCGAUUAGCGGUCGGAGGGAAGUCGUGCUGUUAUUAGAUGUCGCUCUUCUCCUUGUGUUCAACCUGGUCAGGACACAUUGCAAACUAGCGGUGAACCCAAAGACAACGUCUGGGAGCAGGACAUCGCAUAGAAAACAGUUGGGUUUUUUUGUUAUGUUUUUUUUUAAAAUACUCCACCUGCAGAGCAGUGAAUGAUGUGAAGAAGCACCACCUGUGUCUGGAGAGACGACAACCAGGAUCUUGCAAGUUGUCAAAAAGUAGCCAAAACGGCAUCUGAACACCGGAGCUUAACGUUUUAAAAGACUUUAAACACAAGAGCGCUGACCACACGGGUUUCAAAGCCUCCUGUGGUAGGAACCAUUGUGUGUAUAUAUAAAAUGUUUUUCCUUAGGUUAAACUUGUAUUUGUCACAUUGUGUGUAGUAUAACAUGCAGUUAGAUUCUGUUAAUUUCAGUUGACUUUUUUUAUUUGACAUCAUCUGAGUGUCCCACAGCAUAAUGACUUACUUUAUUGUAAGGCUUUCUUUGAAUAUUGUUUUCAUUUGUCAUUAAAACGGCUAACUUUUUCCAUC
Molecule: messenger RNA, 1874 nt
Organism: Pelmatolapia mariae (spotted tilapia)
Lineage: Eukaryota; Metazoa; Chordata; Actinopteri; Cichliformes; Cichlidae
Gene: rbm22
Product: RNA binding motif protein 22
Exons: 11
Coding region: 28-1311 (427 amino acids)
Cellular component (GO): U2-type catalytic step 1 spliceosome; U2-type catalytic step 2 spliceosome; Prp19 complex
Molecular function (GO): U6 snRNA binding; pre-mRNA binding; metal ion binding
Source: RefSeq, a predicted model, not a curated record